AUGGAGUAUGAAAAUUAUUUUUAUGUUAAAAAUGGUUCAAAAAGAAACAACAUAAUUUAUUACAAAUGCAAAGAAGCAGCAACGUACAUGUGUCGUGGUUCCAUGAAAAUCACAGCUGACAAUAAUGUACAUUUGGUAAGAAACCACAAUCAUGCACCUGAUCCAAGUAUUAAAGCCAUGAAUAAUUUCAAGAAAAGUUUGAAACAACGCAGUAUUAAUGAAGUAACUUCAUUGAACGCCAUUUAUGAGGAUGAAGCCAGGCGAAACCCAGAAUCUGCUACCAAAUAUACAUGGAAAUCAGCUGAAAGUUAUAUGAGGUGGAGUAGGAGACGUUCGUUGCCAACUGUGCCGGGAACAUUAAGAGAGCUAGCUGAUCAAUUUCAAUAUGGGCUUCUUGAAAGAUACCAAAGUUGUGGUGAAGUUAUAUAUAAAGGUUGUGUAGAAGAUACAUCUGGGAAUAAUUCAAUAGUUUUUGCUUCUAAAAGUUUAAUACUGAAGGCUCUAGAAAUGGAAGUAACGGAAAUGCAUGUUGAUGCUACAUUUCGGGUCAUUCCGUCAACUCCUAAGUCUUACCAAUUACUCAUAAUGCAUGUGAUGGUAAAUAACCAUAGUAUUCCUAUAGUAUAUGCCUUAAUGGAACGCAAGACUUCCCAGGCUUAUGAUACAGUACUAAACUUUAUAAAAGUAAAUUUACUGCCUGAGUUUAGGCCUACGAUUAUAUUAACCGACUUUGAAACCGCAUUAAGAGAAAUGUUGAUUAGGCAUUUCCCAUCAGCUACAGCCCAUGGAUGCUGGUUUCAUAGUAACCAAGCUGUGUGGCGAAAAAUGCGUAAAUUAGGAUAUUUAAAUUUAGUAAACACCAAUGGUUAUGCAUCAAAAGUUUUGAAAAUGAUUAUGGUUCUUCCACUUUUGCCUGCUAGGAAAAUUGAAGAAGGCUUUGUUGAAGUAAAACGUUAUGCAGCGAGAAAUAGCAUAAACGUGCGACGUCUCUUCAACUAUUAUGAAAGAUAUUGGAUACAAAAUGUUGGAGUUGACUUACUUUCUGUGCACAAAAAAAAAUUUAGAACUAACAACAAUAUCGAAAGCUUUCACAGCAAACUAAGACAAAUUUUUCAAGUUUCCCAUCCUAAUAUUUGGUCAUUUAUCGCUAAUUUAUGCAAAAUAAAUGACAAUUAUUUGAUCAAGCUUGAACAAAUAGGCAACGGAUUGGUAAUAUCACGUUGCUCUCGAUCUAAAUAUUUAGCUAAUGACAAAAAGAUAAAAUCAGCAAGUCGCCAACUGCGUCAAGGUUCAAUAAAUAUCCUGACAUUUCUGUUGCGCUGUUCUUAUACUGUUGAAACAUACGAAGAACGGAUGCGUUUGUUGACAUUAAAUGAGUUGGUUGAGAAUGAAGGCGGUGAAGACCCACCUCAUGAAGAACAACCCAACAUAAUAGAUGAAAUAAUAGUUGAAGAGAAUAAUGAUGAUGAAGAAAAUGAUGAUGAAAUGCAAAAUUAUGAUGAAGUGCAAAAUGAUAAUGAAAUGCAAAAUGAUGAUGAAGUGCAAAAUGAUAAUGAACAAAAUGAUGAAAUGCAAAAUGAUAAUGAACAAAAUUAUGAUGAAGUGCAUAAUAUUGUAGAAAUUCCUAUUGAAAGAGAGUACCUAAAUGUUAUUGAAAUCAAUAUUUUCAAUAAAUUAAUGUAUGUUUUUAACUUAGAUGUAAUAGAGGAAAAUGAAGAUAAUGUAGAUGUAAUUAAUGUAGACAAUGGAAACCUUGAGCCAGAAAAUGUUAACGACUGGGAUGAAAGGGAUUUUUGGAUUCCGGAAGAUUUUGAGUUGGUAAGAUGGCAGGAGAAUUAUGGCAAUGAAGAAAACCUUGAUGAUAUUCCUUAUGUCCAAGUCAAUCAUAAUCUGCAAGUAAAUCUACAAGAUGAAGAAACAAUUUGUGUUGUCUGCAGAGAUGGUACUAGAACACAUGCACCUGUACCAUGUGGUCAUAAAGUGCUAUGUGAAUAUUGUGCAAACCAGCUAGUUAAUGAUCGUUGUCCCAUUUGUAAUGGACAAUGCAAUAGUAUCAUUCGCAUUUGGCAAUAG
Messenger RNA from Macrosiphum euphorbiae (potato aphid), 2073 nucleotides. Lineage: Eukaryota; Metazoa; Arthropoda; Insecta; Hemiptera; Aphididae. The record is from the annotation of a GenBank genome assembly.